Messenger RNA from Monascus purpureus, 1955 nucleotides. Lineage: Eukaryota; Fungi; Ascomycota; Eurotiomycetes; Eurotiales; Aspergillaceae. The record is from the annotation of a GenBank genome assembly.
AUAGCCUUAUGGACUAGUCAGUGGACCGUCGUCUGACUUCUUGUCUUCUGUCAUCGUGAAGGAUCAACUGCCCGGCCGGACUCCGUCAUAGUGGGGAGGAUUAUUCCUAUCUUCCCUUUAAUCGAAACAGAUUCUUCUUCUUUCCUUGUAUUUAGUUAUAUUUUUCUCCCGUUUGGCGUGGAUGACUCAUGUCAGUCAGCCAGUGUCUUUGGCGAGAAUAGACGUGACAUUUCCAACCGCAAUGGCUAUACAUCAAGAUGGACCAGCAGGAUCAAUACAGCUGUCAAAGCUACCCUCGGAAACAUCUGCGAUCGCGGAUGCGAAUGAUGGAAGUGAAAAUGACAACGACAUUAGCAAGGCCAAUGUCAAUACCCAGCAAACACCAGCACCACCAGCACCAUCACCAGCACCAUCACCAGCACCAUCACCAGCACCAUCACCAGCACCAUCACCAACACCAACAGCCACCGUGACAGCAGCAACAACAAACUACCUAGAAGAGAACCUCUACGACCUCCCCCUCUGGCGAAAAUAUAUCAUCCUCUUCGCAGUAAGCUGGAUGACCCUCGUCAUCACCUUCUCCAGCACAUCCCUUCUCCCCGCCGCACCGGAAAUCGCCUCAGAAUUCACCACGACCACAACCAUCAUCAACAUCACCAACGCCGGUGUGUUGGUCGCAAUGGGCAUAUCCUCGUUCAUCUGGGGCCCCAUCUCCGUCUUGCUGGGAAGGAAGAAUGCGUAUAUCGCUGCUAUCUUGGUGUUGUGCGGGUGUUCCGUUGGUACGGCUUUGGCGCCGAAUAUGCGUGUUUUCACGGCGUUGAGGAUUUUGGGGGGGUUUACGGGGACGUAUUUUAUGGUUGCUGGGCAGACUAUUUUGGCGGAUAUUUUUGAGCCUCUCGUCCGUGGAACGGCCGUCGGUUUCUUCAUGGUGGGCACCGUUAGUGGGCCUGCUGUAGGCCCCUGCAUCGGCGGCCUCAUCGUCACCUUCGCCCACUGGCGCAUCAUCUAUUGGGUGCAAGUCGCCAUGGCUGGCGUCGGACUCGUCGUCUCGAUCAUUUUCCUACCUGAUUUUCGCAUAGAACGGAAAUCUCGCACAGCCAGUCAUCCUGGUGCAUUGGAAAUCAUAUCCAUGUUCAACCCUAUGAAGGUCUUCCGGAUGCUUCUGUAUCCCAAUGUCUUGCUUGCUCAAGUAACAUGCGGCCUCCUGGCCUGGUUUCAAUACUCAAUCCUCACCUCCGUCCGCUCCGUCUUCAACCCCCGCUUCCACCUGACAACCGCCCUAGUAAGCGGAUUGUUCUACCUCGCCCCAGGAACAGGCUUCCUAGUCGGCAGCAUCGUGGGAGGGAAACUCUCCGACCGCACGGUUAGACGAUACAUCCAGAAACGGAACGGGGUGCGCAUGCCGCAGGACCGGCUGAAUAGCGGUCUGAUCACGCUUCUUGGCGUAUUGCCCGUUUCCACGCUUAUUUAUGGGUGGACGUUGCAGGGGGAGGUGGGGGGAAUGGCCUUGCCGAUUGUCUGUGCUUUUUUCGCGGGAGCAGGUUUGAUGGGGUCGUUCAAUGGGCUUAAUACUUAUACUGCUGAAGUAUACCCCCGUAUGAAGUCAGAGGUCAUGUCCGGGAAGUACAUUAUCCAGUACCUCUUCGGCGCGGGGAGUAGCGCUGCUAUUGUCCCGCUUAUUGAUGCGAUUGGGGUUGGGUUAACGUUUACCAUUAGCGUCAUUCUGGUGGUCACGGGCGGGUGUCUCGUCUUCAUCAUUACGAGAUGGGGACUGGACAUGCAGCGGUGGGCGGAGGGAAGGUUUAAGUUGGAGAAACACUCCUAGUGAUCAUGGAAUAUACGAUUGGCAGCUCUGGGUUCUGCCUGCAUGGGACUGCUUCAGCAGGAAUGGACAUAGACAUAGAUGUACAUGACUCUGAGCUAGAUGCUAGAUAUAUUGUCAAUACAGAUGCCUG